AUGUGUGGUAUUCUUGCAAUUUUUCAUUCAUCUGUUGAUAAAAAUAGAUUAAGAAGAAAGGCCCUUGAUUCAUCAAAAAAAUUAAGACAUAGAGGGCCUGAUUGGAAUGGUAUAGUAAUAGAAGAGAACAAUGAUGAAACUUUAAAUGCUAUUGCUCAUGAGAGGUUGGCUAUAGUUGAUGUAUUAUCUGGUCAUCAACCAUUAUAUGAUGAUGAAAAAGAGAUAUGCUUAACUAUUAAUGGAGAAAUAUAUAAUCAUUUAGAAUUAAGGAAAUUAAUAAAAGACGAAUGUUUAAAUCGUUUAACAAGUUUUUCUGAUUGUGCUGUUAUACCAAAUUUAUAUAAAAUAUAUAAAGAAAAAAUGCCUUCUAUGUUAUAUGGAAUUUUUUCUGGAGUAAUAAGUGAUAAAAAGAAUAAUACUUUUUUUGCUUUUAGAGAUCCUAUAGGGGUAUGUCCUUUAUAUAUGGGUUAUGCUUCUGAUGGUUCUAUUUGGUUUGCUUCUGAAUUUAAAGCAUUAAAAGGUCAUUGUAUAAGAUAUGUUACUUUUCCUCCAGGUCAUUAUUAUAAAAAUACUAAUAAUAAAGGUGAAUUUGUAAGGUAUUAUAACCCUAACUGGUGGGACUUAAAUAGUUCUAUUCCUAAUAACAAAGCUGACUUAAAUGAAAUUCGUCUACACUUAGAAAAAGCAGUUAUUAAAAGAUUAAUGGGGGAUGUGCCAUUUGGUGUUUUAUUAUCAGGAGGAUUAGAUUCGUCUAUUGUAGCUUCUAUUAUUGCAAGACACUUAAAAACAUUAGAUAACUCAUCUAGUAAUAAUGAUAUUAUUUCAAGAAAAUUGAGGAGUUUUUCUAUAGGAUUAAAAAAUUCGCCUGAUCUAAAAGCAGCUAAAGAAGUAGCCGAAUAUUUAGGUCUUCAUCACAGCGAAUUUCAUUUUACUGUAGAAGAAGGAGUGGAUUCUUUACAUGAUGUAAUUUAUCAUAUUGAAACUUAUGAUAUAACUACGAUUCGUGCAUCAACCCCUAUGUAUAUCCUGUCUAGAUUAAUAAAAAGUUCCUGUGUUAAAAUGGUUUUAAGUGGAGAAGGAGCUGAUGAAAUAUUUGGAGGUUAUUUAUAUUUUCAUAAAGCACCAAACAGAGAAGAGUUUCAUAGAGAAUUACAAAGAAAAGUUCAUGAGUUACAUAUAUAUGAUGUGUUAAGAGCAAACAAAUCGACUAUGGCAUUUGGUGUAGAAGCACGAGUGCCAUUCCUUGAUUUAAAAUUAUUGGAUCUUAUUAUGAAUAUAGAUCCACAAGAAAAAAUGUGUACAAAUAAUAAAAUGGAAAAAGAUAUUUUAAGAAGAGCAUUCGUAGGUUAUCUACCAGAUCAUAUUUUGUUCAGGCAAAAAGAACAAUUUUCUGAUGGAGUAGGAUAUAAUUGGAUUGAUGGAUUAAAAGAAUAUGCAGAAAAAAAAAUAUCUGAUGUACAAUUCUUAAGAGCUCCUUUUUUAUUUCCAUAUAAUACACCAAAAACCAAAGAAGGAUAUUUAUACAGAUGUAUAUUUGCCGAAUGUUUUCCUGACCAAUGUGCACACGAAUCAGUACCUGAAGGAGUAUCAAUCGCAUGUUCUACAAGUAAGGCAGUUGAAUGGGACGAAGAGUUUAAAAAAAAUGCUGAUCAAUCUGGUAGAUCAGUUUUAGGAAUACAUCGACAUUCAAAACAGUUUGAUGAUGUUAAAAAUAUUGAAAUAAAAAUUUGA
Messenger RNA from Plasmodium gallinaceum, 1731 nucleotides. Its product is annotated as asparagine synthetase, putative. The transcript is spliced from 2 exons. Gene Ontology annotation, cellular component: cytosol. Bases 1 to 1731 code for a protein of 576 amino acids. NCBI's taxonomy places the organism in Eukaryota, Apicomplexa, Aconoidasida, Haemosporida, Plasmodiidae. The record is from RefSeq and is a predicted model, not a curated record. Gene Ontology annotation, molecular function: asparagine synthase (glutamine-hydrolyzing) activity.